AUGCAGCAGGUGCCUCCGCCUCCUCCACCGCCUCCACAGCUGCAGGAACUGCAGCAACUGCAGCAACUGCAGCAGCAGCAGCAGCAGCAGCAGCAUGCAGCCCCACCAGAUGAACUUCUAGAGGUACUAUGGGGAGGGGCAGGAGGACUGCAAGGAUAUCUCCCCCUUACCAAGCCCCUUAAUGAAGACCAGCAGCAGAAGCAGCAGCAGCAGCAGCAGCAGCAGCAGCAGCAACAGCAGCAGCAGCAGAAGGAUGGUGCUGCAGGAGAUGCAUGCGGCUUCGAGCAGCAAACCCUUGUGCGGUUAUUAGAGCAGCGUUUAAAAUAUUAUACGCAAUUGGAUGCAUUACAGCAGCAGCAGCAAUACAGCAGCAGCAGCAGCAUGAGCAGCAUGAGCAGCAGCAGCAGCAGCAGCAGCAGCAGCAGUGUAUUGUCCUUAUUAGGUGCAGAGGCAUACUUAUGUGCCUAUGAGGCACAGCGUACGCGGUGUCUCUCUUUGCUGCUGUCUGCUGCACUGCAGCAAAUGCGGCAGACAGAGGAUGUGCUGCAGGCUCGUUUAAAAGAGAAGCAGCAGCAGCAGCAGCAGCAGCAGCAGCAGCAGCAGCAGCAGCAGCAGCAGCAGCAGGAGGAUAAGCAACAAGACCAAGUACAGCAACAGCAGCAGCAGCAGUAUCAGCAUAAGCAGCAAGAGGAGACACUAGAUCUAUCUAUAUUACAUGUACAAUUUGCUGUUCUUAUGUCUCCUGUCCUUCCUGUUAUUAAACUUCUUGUUAAUACACAAAGCAAGGGACUUAGUGAUUCUUAUACAAGGACACUACAACAAUUAAAAGAACAAUAUGCACUAAUGCGUCUCCGUUUGCUGCUGCCGCCAUUUAAGAGACAAUUACAGGAGUUACAAGGAAUACAUGAGGGAAUAGGGACAGCAACUUAUGAUGCCCUUUGUCCAGCUGUAUUAGCAUGUAAUAGUGUACAGGACCUCUCAGACAUUCGUGACACCUUGCUGCUGGAGAUGGCUUCCCUUCAGAGCAGCGCAGAAGAUUCUGCUGUCCUCCUGCAGAAACUUUAUCAGCUAGUUGUAGAUCUACAAGAACGUUUAUUCUUUCGUGUAGAAGUUGCUGUUGAAGAAAUGCAAAAAUAUUCACCAAACCCUCAACAUCUUACGAGGGAAUGGCUGCUGCAGCAGACAUACCCACCAGUGCUGCAGGCGCUGCACUUGGUGCUGCUGCUGCAGCAGCGGCGAAUUGCUGACAGCAAAGGGGAUGGUACCUCCCCUGCAGCAGCAGCAGCAGCAGCAGCAGAUCCCUUUGAUGCUGCAUGCAGUGAUGUCUUAGCUGCAUGUCUUUCCUCCCUAGACACUGCAGCAAGAUGCAUUAUUGCUGCUAGGCUGCCGCUGCUGCCAACUGCAGCAGCAGCAGCAGCAGCAGGAGCAGCAGAUAAACCACCAAGCAACGUUGAGGUGACGCUGAUGGUUAAUUUGUUUUUAAUUAAAAAUUUAACUUUUCUUCAUGAUGUGUUGAGUUCUUAUGAAUCACGAUUUAUAAAGAAAGAGAGACAACUAGACUUCCCAGGGGUAGCUGGGUCGUUGUUCCGUCUAAUAACCUUUGGUGGCUCAGCACGUGCAGCAGCAGGAAGUGCAGCAGCUGCUGCAGCAGCAGCAAAUGGGGGCAGUCCCCUGUCAUCUGCUGCUGCUGCAGCAUCAUCAACAGCAGCAGCAGGAGCAGCAGGAGCAGCAGGAGCAGCUGCACCAGGUGUAUCUACAGCAGUUAUAGGGGGAGGAUUCUUCUCCCUCUUCCCUCGUGUAUCCGAGACAAUAUUCAAUGUUGCUGCUGCGCUGCAGCAGCGGCUUGCUGCUGCAUGCAACAGCUUUGUUGCUGCUGCUGUUGCUCUACAUGCAUUAAGAGAAUGCCUACGAGGGUUUGAGGAUUCAUGCAAGAAAUUUUUGUCUCCUUUAGUCUCUUUGCUGCUGCAUGCACUGACACCGGAGCUGCUGCAGCAGGAGAAUAAUCCGUUGCUGCUGCUGGAAGGAGACAGUACAGACACCAGCAGCAGCAGCAGCAGCAGCAGCAGCAGCAGCAGCAGCAGCGACGAGAGCGAGAGGGAGAGAGAGGCAUUACUUAAUAUUGAGUUUAUCCUUAAACCUAUCGUAGAUGCAUUGACCUCCAAAAUCAUGUAA
This is a messenger RNA of Eimeria maxima, 2172 nucleotides long. RefSeq lists its product as hypothetical. The transcript has 12 exons. Lineage: Eukaryota; Apicomplexa; Conoidasida; Eucoccidiorida; Eimeriidae. The record is from RefSeq and is a predicted model, not a curated record. The coding region runs from base 1 to 2172 and encodes 723 amino acids.